AUGAAGGUUGUGCCUUCUCCUCAGUCCCUCCGCUAUCUGCGGCAGCUCGUGCGGCCCACUGCAGCCCCCCCCGUUACCAUCCAGCCAUUCCUCUCUGCGCACCGGUCGCGGCGUCACUUCCACCACUCGCCGAAUCUACUGAGAACAGAGACGCAUAUACUCAGUGACAUUGGCGAAGGUGUCAAGGAAGUACAAAUAAUACAGUGGUUCGUGGAAGAGGGUGCCCAGAUCGAGGAAUGGGGCCCGCUGUGCGAGGUGCAGAGCGACAAAGCUGCCGUGGAGAUCACCAGCAAGUAUACGGGCGUUAUCAAGAAACUGUAUUUCCCAAGAGAUGCUGUAGUGCAGGUUGGUGACGCGAUGGUGGACAUCGAGGUAGAGGGCGAGGAUGAGCCGGCCAUGGAAGAGUCCUCGGACAAACCUCAGGUUGAGGAGAUUGACCAGCCAGCCGAGGAGACGCAGUCACAGGAAUCAAAACCGCAAGAACAGGGACAGUCGAUAGAGGUCGAAGCUGAGACCCCUAGGCCGAAGGGCAAACACGGUUCCCUUGCGACCCCGGCUGUGCGCGGCAUGCUCAAGGAGCACAGUCUUAAGAUCGAAGACAUACACGGCACCGGCAAAGAUGGUCGGGUCAUGAAGGAGGAUGUGCUCAAACAUGUCGAAAACAAGUCCUCCUCGACCAGCACCUCUCCUCCAUCCACCUCAACUCCACGGCCAGUCGCCGGCCCACAGUCGGAAACAGCUCAAUCGCUAACCCCGAUACAAUCUGCCAUGUUCAAGUCUAUGACAGCAUCUCUAAACAUCCCCCACUUCCUCUACACCGACACGGUGAAUUUUACCGCCCUUUCAGCACUCCGAAAGCAACUCAACGCCUCUCGCUCACCGGACACACCCAAACUCAGCUACAUGCCUUUCAUUGUCAAGGCCGUCUCACUGGCACUGAAUAAGUACCCUCUUCUCAAUGCCCGCCUCGACACCUCUGGAGGCCGUCCUCAGCUCCAGAUGCGCAGUCAGCACAACGUCAGCGUCGCAGUUGACACCCCCAACGGCCUGAUGGUGCCUGUCGUCCAUUCCACGCAGACUUUAUCCAUAGGCCAGAUCGCCGGAGCGCUCCGAGAACUCUCACAAAAGGGGCAAAACAACAAGCUCUCCUCCGCAGAUCUGAGCGGAGGCACCAUCACAGUGAGCAACGUCGGUAGCAUCGGCGGCGAAGUGGUCGCGCCGGUGCUCGUCGAGGGUCAACUGGCAAUCUGCGGUGUGGGCAAGAUCAAGACCGUACCCGUAUUCAACGACCAAGGUGAACUCGAGCGCGCCGAGGUCGUCAAGGUUAGCUGGAGCGCCGACCACCGCGUUGUGGACGGGGCGACGAUGGCGCGCGUUGCCGAGGUAGUGCGUGGGUACCUGGAGCAGCCGGGGUCGAUGGUUCUGGAUAUGGUCUGA
Cyphellophora europaea CBS 101466 is the source of this 1437-nucleotide messenger RNA. RefSeq lists its product as uncharacterized. Gene Ontology annotation, molecular function: lipoic acid binding; acetyltransferase activity. The record is from RefSeq and is a predicted model, not a curated record. Gene Ontology annotation, cellular component: cytoplasm; mitochondrion. The coding region runs from base 1 to 1437 and encodes 478 amino acids. NCBI's taxonomy places the organism in Eukaryota, Fungi, Ascomycota, Eurotiomycetes, Chaetothyriales, Cyphellophoraceae. The transcript has a single exon.